AUGCAAGGUUCAGUUCCAUUGACACAAUGGGCAGGGCAUGCUUGGGAGUACUUCCGAACGGCAGAGCUUUCAACUUACGAUGGGGUAGUGUGUGUUGGUGGUGACGGCAUUGUGCAUGAAGUUGUGAAUGGAUUAUUAGAGAAGUUGCAUGGGAAUGUUGGAAUUGAUUUGGUUGAUGGCACAUUACCUGAGAAAUUCAAUGCCCUUCCACUUAACAUACGAGUUGGUAUCAUUCCUGCUGGUUCUACAGAGGUGAUUGUUUAUUCAGCUCAAGGUGUAAACGAUCCUGUAACAUCGGCUAUGCACAUCAUUUUCGGUAAUACCAUAUCACUUGACAUUUGUUCUCUGUGGAGUGACAACAAACACAUCAGAUUCACUUUUUCAUUGGCCUAUGGAUUCUUGGGCGAUGUCCUGAAGACAAGUGAGCAACAUCGCUGGAUGGGUCCCAAGAGGUACAAAUGGGGUGCUGCCCGAAGGCUGUGGAAAUUGAGGUCAUAUGAUGUGGAAGUGAGUUAUCUACCAAGUUCUUUUCCUGAACACCAUCCAAGAGAUAACACUAGGUGUAGAAUAGGGUGUGAGGUGUGUAAUAAAGAAGAUGAUGGUAGCGAUAAUGAACAAAACCAAGGUACAGACUGGAAAUCAUUUCACUCUCGUGUUGUCGGAGUGAAUUUUUACACUCUUCCCAACAUAUGUGAAAUAUCACCAGAUGGUCCUUCACCCAGCUGUCAUUUGGGAGAUGGUUUCACCGACCUUGUCAUCGUUAAAGAAUGCUCAAGACUUCAAAUGCACUCACAUAUACAACGGAACUUUAAUUCUAAAGACCAGUUUGCACUUGAUUUUGUUGAAACACACCGCAUCAAAGAAUGCCAUGUAAGUGCCUAUCGCAAGAGUGGGCGUCCUGUGCAUGGUACUGAUAGUCCCUUACUCAGUAGUUACCAGGCACGACCAAACUCUAAGGACAGGCCAGUAGGUGUAUGGAAUGUUGACGGUGAAGUUCUCAGACAGGCAUCUUUAUCACUCAGGGUGCACAGACAAAUUGUCACCUUGUUUGGAAGUGGCAUUGAGGAUGUUACCAGACAAAAAUGUUGCUUCCUCAAAUAACUAAAAUAAUAUGAAGAUGUUCUCUCAUUUUGUUUCGUCUUAGCCACAAUUUAUUAUCUUUCAACUUGCCUCCUUUCUGCUUUCGGCCGCUAUUUUAACAAUCGAAAUUACCUCGUGAGGUAGUCCAAUCGUAAUCAGAAUAAACAUGUUUCGAUCAUGAUUUGCACAAUGCACUACUUGAUCAAUGUGAACAGUAUUUGCAGUGAAGCAUGUUUCAUUUGUGACCAGACUAAACUCUUUUAGGUCUAGUGUGAACAUAACAUUAGAUUUCGAGCAGGCUCCCUUUUCUUAGACCGACCAGUGUGAUGUUAGCCUCCUACGCAGACGCUCUUUGAGCUCGCACGAAACCUACCGCCUCGUGCGGGAGGAGGAUUGCGUGACGAGCCCAAAGAGCAUCUACGCGGGAGGCUAGUGUGAUGUAGACGACGAGUAGUCCCUCUUUCACAUAGUCCAUCGUGCGUGACGCGAAAGAAAACCGCGAGAAAACAAAAUUAAUGCGGCCACUUUUUCCUCGCGGUUUAUUUACGGUGUCGCUCGACAGACAAAGCGAAAAAGGGGCUACCCGUAGACUAAGUUGUGAUGUGACGCCCUCGCAAGUCCCAAUUUUUUCUGUCACGCAUUCUUUUGCAUCUCGCGUGAUGGACUAAGAAAACUAGAGGGGGAGUGCUGCUGGAAGUCAGCGGGAGGGAGGAUGCAGUGUUUGUCCAUAUUUAAAUGCAAUCGAGAUCCUUCAGGUUUCUUGUAGUUUUAUUAACUUUAUAACUAAAAUCUGUUUUUGUAAUGUAUUCAUUUAUUUUUGUUUGUUUACUUUUUUGUUUUAUUUAUUCGACCACAGAGUGGCAAGAUUCUUAUGCAAAGUAUAUGGAUUGAUCUAUGAUGCAAACGGAAUUAAAUUUUAUUUUGUAUUUCUA
This is a messenger RNA of Orbicella faveolata, 2012 nucleotides long. Its product is annotated as ceramide kinase-like. The record is from RefSeq and is a predicted model, not a curated record. Gene Ontology annotation, molecular function: ceramide kinase activity. Lineage: Eukaryota; Metazoa; Cnidaria; Anthozoa; Scleractinia; Merulinidae. Gene Ontology annotation, biological process: phosphorylation; ceramide metabolic process.